Molecule: messenger RNA, 4479 nt
Organism: Megachile rotundata (alfalfa leafcutting bee)
Lineage: Eukaryota; Metazoa; Arthropoda; Insecta; Hymenoptera; Megachilidae
Source: RefSeq, a predicted model, not a curated record
UAUAGUUAGUUUUGACAUCACUUUUAUAAUAGAAAUGAUGAAUAAUUAAUUAACUGAAUUAAUUGGUAAAGAAAGUUGUUGUGAUAAAGUAAGAAUCAUGUCUUCAAUAUCGUCAACUCUUUCAGGAGGAACGUAGGUGUUCCAGCUAACUUCACUCUCCUUUGAAAUGUAAACCGACAUGCCGUUUCCUCCCCGUUGGAAGAGUAUAUAAGAUUUUUAUCCGAAACAAGGGAAGAACAUAACAUUCGAAGUGUCUAGCACUAAAAGCUACCGGUUUGAAAAGAACACUCAUACGUUAAGAAAACAUACUCGAAACUAAUAUUAACUGUGCGUUGGCAACAUCCGAGAGGAUCGUAUUAACGAGCUCUUAGAGCAAGAUCACAGAAAGAAUGCCAUGUGGCCGCAGCUGGCGUUCGGUACCGUUGUUAGUCGAAUGAGAUUCUCUCUCUCUUCUAUUUUCGCAGUACGUGAUAGAACGAAAAGAGGGAUGAGAUUGCAAUGUUCUCCGCUUUCCGAUACUUCGGCAAUAUCGUAUAUAUUUUUAGUUGUAACCGAAAGUGAGCCUCCACUUGGCAUUGGCGUAGCUUGAGUUUUUGUCUGCGGUUAUUUCUAUUAACGAGCUGACAAAUGUUUCAAUCAUUCUUGGCGAAAAGCGGAGGACAAUUUUGUAUUUUGCGAACGAUGAAAUCCUCUGAUGUUUAACUUUUCGUUACAUCUUUUACAAGAAUUCUAAUAAGUACAUAAUACUAAUAAGACAAUAAAUGAAUGGAAUAUUAACAACAAUAGUACGGUGUUAAAAAGUAUGGUAUGAUCUGGCUACAUUUAUACAAGCGAUAUCUAUAACAAGAGAGGUCUAUUUCGAAUCACUGUUUCACGAAUUUUUUAUGAAAGAUGAAAGCAGCGAUAGGACAAGUUUAAAUUUACAUCUAUCGGUAGGCACGCGUGAAACGCACCGAGGAAUUUGCCCUAAUGAGCGUGGAACGAAGGGGUGUCAUCUUAGACGCUCUUUCCUCUUCCCAUCGACACGGACAGCUCUGCCCUCAAGGGUGUUGUCAGUACGGCAAAUAUGUUGACAGGUCAUUCAACAUCUUUCCGUCGCUGCUAACGUUGAAGACGCGUGACUGAAGCGAUGUUGCACCUCAGAAUAUCCAUAGCUAAGAUUGGACCUUUUCUGCUGCAAAAACUUCUAUUCCGUACCAAGAAUUUUAACAAGAAAAUUAUUAAUAACGGAAAGGGAACAGGAAGUGAUGAUUCAACUGUUGGUAUAAGGGAGCUGUGUUUGCUUAGACUCCCUGUUCCCUGUGAACAUUCUGUAGGAACUUAGAAUACAUUAUACACCAUGUUAAAAGAUUUUUAAUUUAUAAAUUAACAAAGUCUUUAAAAUCACUAAAUCAUGUUUAAUGUAAGGUAUUAAUAUUGUUAACAGAGCUAGUCCACCUAAUGUACAACUUAUAACGAUGCCAAUAGACUCACCUAGUAUAGCAUCUAUUAAAAAGAAAACCAAAACCAGCGUUUUGUUUCUAAAUUGUAAAAUAACCGAGUAUCAAAAGUAGGCGAUGCUGUGUCACCGACGAUUUUGACAUUUGCAAAUCGACGCACUUUGCAUUUGUUCACGCGAUACGAUUAUCCGUGGUAUACAAAUUCCGCAAAUUAGACCAUCGCGUAAAAACUUCCUCGUAGGAGAUCUUUGCGGGUUCGCGCGGUCUCAAAUGCGCGUCGUCGAAGAACGUACCGUAACCCGUAGGAAGUUGCAAACAUGUUAUGUAACUCAAAAUUUAAACGAUAAGUGUUAAUAUAAACGUCGAGCAAAACAUUGUGAGAAAAUUUGAAACGAGAUCCUUAAGGAAUAUAGUUAUUGCAAAAUAUGUAUGUACGUUCAGCCGUUUACGUGAGGAAAAUACUGUCCGAUCGGCGGUACCAUUUCGCUCAUCUGACAAGGUGAGAACGUGAGAUGUAAUAGAUGUAAGUCGCUGGUUAUAUUGGUAGGGAAGAAAUAGGACAUUUGUGGAGUUAGCGUUGGUCAAGUAUCUCUUUUGAUAUUUCAUGUAUAUGUACAUGUAUGAUAUGUACGUAUCACAUGUGAUGUAUGAUAUGUGGUGAUACUUGACCAUGUACCUUUGAUAUUACAGCGAUAUUUGUAUCCUCGGAUGAGCAAUAAUGUGAGAGCACAAUUAUCUACUAUGUUAAUAGUGUACUGAACUUCAUGUGAAGAUGGCAGUAUGAGUUACACUUCAUUUUAAUGAUUUUUAUAUACAUUGCAGAGAUAACCAGUAAUCGUGGUUGCGAUGCCCCACUGCACCUCCAACUUCGCUUGGUACUUAGGAAAGUUCAUCGCAGGUUUCACAGGGAUGCUAUUCUUUUACUUCGGUUUUUUAAAAGAGAGAGAAUAUAAAUGUCUAUGCAGAGCAAGAAUGAGAGAAUUCAUGCGGCGCAGAGGAGAAAAUACUAAUUCCUGCCCUGUAGACGACCAGGCAGAUGCGAAUGCAAAGAGGGAGCACGAGACAAGGUUUAUGCUUGCGGGUGUAGAAAACGUUUGGACUUGGUAUACGAGGAUAAAGGAAUGGUUUCUCGAAAAAGAUCCUGUGAUGAUCUCCCGGACUGCACUUGCAUUAAGCAGAGGCCUACCUAAAAAUGACAAUGAUAUUUCUUUGUUAAAUUGCGUGUGUUGUAUGAAGCUGCAUGAUCGGAAGUCGAAGCUUUCAGACUCGUUCACAAGCGUACGAAGAAAACGAUCACGUCGACAUUGUUUGUUUCGUCACUGCAGCGGAACCGUGUGCCCUCAGAAAUUCAUGAAGAGAAGAAAGAAACAUCGUUGCGUCCAUCUGCGUGUCUCUCAAGACGUUAUUUUCGAUCAUUGGAAACCGUGCAAUAAACCGAAGUCUGAUACAAACAAUGUUAACGAUACAAAAGUGCACGAAUGCCUAAACACAGAACAAGAAAUUGCAAACUGUAAUACUUUUAAAAAUGAAGAAAAAAAGGAUAUUGAAAACGAAAGAAAAUUAUGCAAUAAUUUAGGAUCAAGGCCUGAACCUGUGUGCGUUUGUGAAAAACCUCGCGAUUACCAUUCGCCUCGGUUAUCCCCCAAAAAAGUGGAAUCGAAUCAAACUUUUUCUCAAUGUGUUAACCAAUCGAAUAUCUCAAAAGAAGUAGCUAGUAGUAACACAAAAUGUAUCAACGAAAAUAUUGUUAAGGCCCAAAGAAAAAGUUCAGAUAAAUAUUCUUCGUUUAAAAAAACACAGAGCGACACGAGUCUCAACGAAACAGUAAUCACAGAUAAUAGUAUGGAUUCUGUAUGUCAUAAAUUACGCACAAAAUGUCCUUCCGUUAAGAAGAAACUAUCAGGAGAAUGUAAGUCGAAUACGAGAAAUAAGCAGUCGAACGUUGAUAAGACUGAAGACAUUUUUGACAACACGUCGUUCUCUUCGAGGCAGAAAUGUGGGACAAAACACUUUACAAAUAAACAUCGAUAUAAUAGGAAGAAUAACUGUACUGUUACAGAUCGACAAAACGAUAGCACAUCUCAGAAAAAGCUAUUAAGACAUUGUGCUAGAAAUUGUGCUUGUUGCAGCAAAGAACGCAGCAGUCAUCAAUGGAACACUAGUCGAAAGGCAUCGUCCUCAAAACAGCAUCAUCCAUAUUGCAAAUUGUACACAAAUGUGCAGAAGAACUACUGUCCCUGUGAUCACAUGAAAGCGAAGAAGAAUAUUCAUACAUUUGCUGAAACUCGUCCGUCAAGAUAUAAAGUACAAUCAACGCAUUGCAAAGAGAAGCCUACAUGGAUUAUUUUCAAGAAUAAGAGAUCAGCCAGGUCAAGAAUUCUUGAAGAAUCAAAAUUCGAUAACUCCUCGUACUCGUACAGUUCAUCGUCAAUGUUGACGAAUAUCACUGAAAAUUCGCUUCAAGAUGAUUCAGCUACUUGUUGGAAUCCUUGUUACAAAUAUUCGCGAUAUAUAUCUUCAAGGAACCCACGCAAAUAUAAAAAAUGCAAUAUAGGUAUCGAUUCUAAUGGACUGUCUUCAUCAUCGUGCUUGACCUCGUCCAGACGAUGCCACUCGUGGGCAAUGUUGUCGCAAAACUCUGUCUACGAGCAACAACCAAUUUCUUCAUCUUCUUGCACGGAUAUUUCAAGAUGGAAACGAAGGAACGAGAAAAGAGUGAGAACGUAUUACUCUUCGACUUCGUCCUCGUGUUCUUUGACAUCCCUGACGACAUACAGGGAUGACUAUAACCUAGAAAACAGUUACACCGAUCAGAUUACGUAUAACGCAUUGAAGAAAAACGACAGGAUAUUCUACGGAGGAGAUGACGUUAAAUUGAAGCAAAGAUGGAGACCAACGUGCCGCGAACAUGAGAAAAGAACCAUCCAUAUGAAUGAACGUCGAGUUGCCUGGGACAUUUAAGAAUAUCAGAAGUAAUCGGUAAAACGAACGUGUUGAAUCGUAAAUUAAAUCAUGCGACAAUGAGAGAAGCGUGAGCAAC